Molecule: messenger RNA, 1962 nt
Organism: Auxenochlorella protothecoides
Lineage: Eukaryota; Viridiplantae; Chlorophyta; Trebouxiophyceae; Chlorellales; Chlorellaceae
Product: DEAD-box ATP-dependent RNA helicase 18
Exons: 10
Coding region: 1-1962 (653 amino acids)
Cellular component (GO): nucleolus
Molecular function (GO): ATP binding; nucleic acid binding
Source: RefSeq, a predicted model, not a curated record
AUGGCAGGGCGCGACUUCCGGGAACUGGGCGGAAUCUCCUCCGAGACGCUGGCCGUCCUGGACAAACUGGGAUUCCGCACGGCUACGCCCGUGCAAGAGGCCACCAUUCCUCUUUUUGCUGGCCACAAGGACGUGGCAGUGGACGCAUGCACCGGCUCGGGCAAGACUCUGGCCUUCCUGAUCCCUCUCAUCGAGAAGAUGAGGCGUCUCGAGGAGCCCCUGACGAUACAUCAGGUGGGUGCGGUGGUGGUGUCCCCGACGCGCGAGCUGGCGCGUCAGAUAUACAGCGUCGCCCAACCGUUCAUCGCAUCGGUGCCCUGGCUGAAGGCCGCCCUGCUUGUCGGAGGAAGCGACCCUGCCAACGACGUGGCCCAGCUGCGCGACGGCGGCAGCAACGUCCUGAUUGGCACGCCAGGGCGGCUGGACGACAUACGCCAGCGCUGCGCCGCCUGGCUGGAGGUCAAGACGGUGGAGAUCCUGGUGCUGGACGAGGCGGAUCGCCUGCUGGACAUGGGAUUCAAGGUCCAGCUGGACGCCAUCAUCUCCGCCCUCCCCCGCCAGCGAAGGACAGGCCUGUUCAGCGCCACGCAGACCGAGGCCGUCCAGGCCCUGGCGAGGGCGGGCCUGCGCAACGCCGUGCGCGUCAACGUCGCGGUGUCUCGCGCGGCCGCCGCCCCGCGGCCCGAUGUGGAGGGCGUCGCCGAGGCGGCGGGCUGGGAAGCGGAGCUCCAGAGGGAUGAGCUGGAGCAGCGGACGCCGGGCACGCUCUCCAUCUGCUACCACAUUGUGGAGGCCGUCGACAAGCUUGCUGUCCUGGCCCACUUCCUGCAGGCCCACCCCGACAGCAAGAUCAUCGUCUACUUCCUGACCUGCGCCUGCGUGGAUCACGCCCUGCUGGCGCUGGGCCUGCUGCCCGGCACGCGCGGCCUGGUCGUCAGCGCGCUGCACGGUCGCAUGAAGCAGGCGGCGCGAGAGGCGGUGCUGGAGGCCUACGCGGCCGCCACCACCGGCGUGCUGCUCUGCACCGACGUGGCGGCGCGCGGGCUGGACAUCCCCGACGUACACUGGAUCGUGCAGGCCGACCCGCCCCAGGACCCCGCCGCCUUCAUCCACCGGGUGGGGCGGACCGCACGCAUGGGCCGCUCAGGCGACGCGCUGCUGCUGCUUAUGCCGCAUGAGGAUUCCUACGUGGACUUCCUGGGGGUGCGCAAGGUGCCCCUCCGCCCCGCGACCCCGGCGGUGCUGGGUACCGCGGCCGCGGAUGGCGCCGCCACCAACGCGCGGCUGCGGGCCGCCGCGGAGGCCGACCGCGCUUUCAUGGAGGCCGGGGUCAAGGCCUUUGUGUCGUACGUGCGCGGGUACAAGGAGCACCACUGCCGCUACAUCUUCAGGAUACAGGAUGUCCCCUUGGGCCAGCUGGCGACCGCGUUUGGGCUGCUCAGGCUGCCUGGCAUGCCGGAGGUGAAGAAGGCGGGAAUCAGGUUGGCCGGCUUCGAGCCCUCCGCCAUAGAUGUGGACAGCAUCAAGUUCAAUGACAAGGCGCGGGAGAAGCAGCGGCAGGCACUGCUGAAGAAGCGGGAGGCGGAGGGGCCGCGGGAGUCCGCCAAGGCAGCCCACCGCGCGGCGCAGCAGGCCGCCCGCCAGGCGGCUGCUCGCCAGGCGACCGAGGCGGUGGGGGCGGGGGCACGGCUGACGGCCGCCAAGCGGCGUGCACUCGAGGCGGCGGAUGAGGCGGAGGAGUUGGCUACCGAGUACACCAUGCUGAAGAAGCUGCGGCGGGGAAAGAUCUCCCAGCACGAGUUCGAUGUUGUGCUGGGCAUGUCGGACGAUAGCGAUGCAGAGGUGAAGGAGAGUGUACCUGCCCCGGCCCCCAAGCGCAAGCUGGCGACGGCACUCCAGAAGCGAGCCGCGAAGCUCAAGCGCAAACAGAAGCGGAGGGCUGGCAGCAAGGGCGAGGCAUAG